AUGUCGCAAUCCUACGCAGAGAGCCUACUGAGCCCCUCUGGAUCAGCCGACGAUCAGAUACCUGCAUCCUCUACUACUGCUACUGAGGUCCCAUCAAAUGGUACAAGUGUAGGCGCGCAGCCCUCUGCAGCGAGGAAGCCUCGAGUCGCCUUGGCCUGCAAGAGAUGCAAGCGAAGAAAGCAACGAUGCGACGGCGCGCGUCCAGUAUGCAGGUCGUGCGAACGAGCUGGUGUAGCUUGUGCAUACGAGAGAACCCUGCGGCCCCAAUACCCUGGUGGCAAGUCGGCGUAG
This is a messenger RNA of Bipolaris victoriae FI3, 291 nucleotides long. RefSeq lists its product as hypothetical. Gene Ontology annotation, biological process: positive regulation of transcription by RNA polymerase II. The coding region runs from base 1 to 291 and encodes 96 amino acids. NCBI's taxonomy places the organism in Eukaryota, Fungi, Ascomycota, Dothideomycetes, Pleosporales, Pleosporaceae. The record is from RefSeq and is a predicted model, not a curated record. The transcript has 2 exons. Gene Ontology annotation, molecular function: zinc ion binding; DNA-binding transcription factor activity, RNA polymerase II-specific; sequence-specific DNA binding.